Messenger RNA from Delphinapterus leucas (beluga whale), 2092 nucleotides. RefSeq names its product divergent protein kinase domain 2B (gene DIPK2B). The record is from RefSeq and is a predicted model, not a curated record. NCBI's taxonomy places the organism in Eukaryota, Metazoa, Chordata, Mammalia, Artiodactyla, Monodontidae.
GGUCAGCGCCCUGAAGCCAGCCCUCUCUCUUUUGCCAAGACCUGCCUCUGCACAGCCCUAAGUGGGCAGCCGAGGGCUGCAGCUGGAGUCCCGAGCCCAUGAUGGAGCCGCGGCUGGGGCCUGAAGCUGCAGCCCUCCACCCGGGCUGGCCAGCCCUGCUGCUGUGGGUCUCAGCCCUGAGCUACUCUGUCUCCUCGCCGGCUUCUCCCUCUCCUUCUCUGGUGUCCCGAGUCAGAACCAGCUACAAUUUUGGAAGGACUUUCCUCGGCCUUGAUAAAUGUAAUGCCUGCAUCGGGACAUCUAUUUGCAAGAAGUUCUUUAAAGAAGAAAUAAGGUUUGACAACUGGCUGGCCCCACACCUUGGACUGAUUCCCGACGACUUGCCUUCUUACCCUGUAAAUUACUCGGAUGAUUUCAAAACCUGGCGCCCCGUGGAGAUCUCAAGGCUGGUCAGCAAACACCAAAACGAGAUCUCGGACAGGAGAAUCUGUGCCUCCGCAGCUGCCCCAAAGACCUGCAGCAUUGAGCGCGUCCUGCGGAAAACAGGGAGGUUCCAGAAAUGGCUGCAGGCCAAGCGCCUCACACCGGACCUGGUGCAGGGCCUGCCCAGCCCCCUCUUGCGCUGCCCGUCACAGCGACUCCUGGAUCGCGUGGUCCGGCGCUACGCGGAGGUGGCCGACGCUGGCAGCAUCUUCAUGGACCACUUCACGGACCGCGACAAGCUGCGUCUCCUCUACACGCUAGCUGUCAACGCCCAUCCCAUCCUCCUACAGAUCUUCCCGGGCGCCGAGGGAUGGCCACUGCCCAGGUACCUGGGCUCCUGCGGCAGAUUUCUGGUCAGCACUAGCACCAGCCCGCUGCAGGAAUUCUAUGGUGCACCCGCAGACCAGGCGGCCGACCUGGCCUACCAGCUCCUGGGUGUCCUGGAGUCUCUGAGAAGCAACGAUUUGAACUACUUCUUCUACUUCACCCACGUGGAUGUGGACAUGUUUGGCAUCUUCAACAAUGGGCAUCUGUUCAUCCGGGAUGCCAGCGCACUGGGCGUCAUCGACAGGCAGGAAGGCAGCCAAGCGGCCUCCAGGGCAGGAGAGAAUAAAGACAUCUUCAGCUGCCUGGUCUCUGGCUGCCAAACCGAGCUGCCCUCCUGCGACACCAUCCCUGAGAAGCAGAGCCUGGUGCUGGUGUGUGGCCAGGUGCUGCCCCCACUUCUCCAGGCCAAAUUCCCGUCCCCGGUGCAGGAGGAGAUAGACGCCGAGCUCGCUCGCUGUGGGGAGGGAACCCGGCCAGACCCCGAGGUCCUCCAAGCUGCCAGCCGGCUGAAGGACAUCUUGAGGCCCCUGAGAACCUGUGACCCCAGAUUUGCCUACCGCUACCCAGACUGCAAGUAUAAUGAUAAGUUCUGAGGGGCUGGAGCCUUGCUGGCCUCCGGGGACCACAUCCUUGGAACUUCCGCUGCCCGCUCGCUUGCUGCACGGUUGAAAGAAGCUGCUCCCUUUUAGACACUGGGAGAAAGGUACCUUUGUUUCCCAGGGAGAAAGGAACAUGCCAAACAUCAGAGGGCAGUCAUGCCAUCGGGUGGCAUGAUUACCCUCACUGGCUGGGUCAUCGUGGAAGAGCCCAAGGGUGGGCAUCGGAAGAACCAGGUGUGGACGCUCACUCGGCCUCUUUGAGCCUCAUUUUUCUCUCUUCUCUACCAGACUCUUGAGUUAGUGCAAAAACACAGAGAUAUGAAGGGCCAGGGACACGUGCUCCCUCCCCCCAGCCCAGGUGGUUAAAAAGAAUGUUCCAGAAGCAUGCACGGUCAGGGCAAAUGUGACAGAGCCGUGGAGGUCAAAAGGCUGGCACGGAGGGAAGACUGUACCCCUGCCCUAGCCCUCCUGCUACACUCCCCGCACUGCCACAGGGUGAGGAGACUGCAGGACAAGGGGACACGUGGACAGAAGCCCCUUCUGUCCCAGAAGUGUCCAGAGAGGCACUUCAUGGUGUGGGAAGGAGCCAGGGGUAAGAAGAGAAGAGGGCUGGGCUGGGGGCCAAUGUGUUUGUCCAGGUCCUCAGAGAACCAGGUGUCAAGACAGGAUUAAAUGGGCAAGGA